This is a messenger RNA of Gilbertella persicaria, 527 nucleotides long. RefSeq lists its product as uncharacterized. Bases 94 to 522 code for a protein of 142 amino acids. Lineage: Eukaryota; Fungi; Mucoromycota; Mucoromycetes; Mucorales; Choanephoraceae. The transcript has 2 exons. The record is from RefSeq and is a predicted model, not a curated record.
AAACCUUGUUUUGAUUCCCAUUGUCAAUAUCAUAUAAAACUUCCUCUUUUUCUUUUUCUUUUUCUUCUUUUUCUUUUACUUUACUACAACAACAUGUCUCAAUGCUUUGUGUUAGUAGGUGGCAAUGACAGGAAAAUACUAUUGGAAAACACAACACACCCUUGCCCACGUUGCAAGCGUGAUGGCACAGUUCAACUCACCCGGUUUGAAAACGAAUUGAUCUUAUUCAACAAGCAUUUUGACUUACCAAAUCAUAUGCAAGUACGCUAUGCUUGUCGAGUCUGUCACUGGAAGAACGAAAACUUACCAGACGAUGACCCAUUUUUCCAAUGCAUACCUAAAGACAGCGACUUGUGUCCAUCAAAACACCAAGAUGAAUAUACUUCAGAUAUAUUCUUCUCUGAUCUUUGUAAAGUAAAUACAAGCUCAACUUACCAACUCACAAAAAGCAUGUCUACGUUGUCUUUAUGGAAACAAAAGGCAUCAUCACUCUGUAAAAAAGACUCUUUUGCUACUUCAUAACAGCA